AUGUCAACUUCAGGGCGCACAGACGACAUGGACACCAUGUCCAAGGUGGAACCGUCCAAUGGGCACAGCAGGCCGCUGGACAUCGUGCCCAGCACAGAGGAGAAGAUGACAGACAGGGGUCAGUGGGGCAACAAGCUGGAGUUUGUUCUGUCAGUGGCUGGAGAAAUUAUUGGCCUGGGGAAUGUCUGGCGUUUCCCGUAUCUGUGUUAUAAGAACGGAGGAGGUGCCUUCUUCAUCCCGUACCUCAUCUUCCUGUUUGCUUGUGGAAUCCCAGUCUUCUUCCUGGAGACGUCUCUGGGUCAGUACACCAGUGAGGGAGGCAUCACCUGCUGGAGGAAGAUCUGCCCGUUGUUUGAAGGGGUGGGUUAUGCCACGCAGGUGAUCGUUGGUCUGCUGAACAUCUACUACAUCAUUGUGCUAGCCUGGGCCAUCUUCUUCCUGUCCAACUCCUUCACCUGGGAUCUGCCCUGGGCCUCAUGCAACAACACCUGGAACACAGAUUCCUGUAUGGCAUUUCAGAGGGGUAAUAGCUCCAUCAAUCACCAUGAGAACACCACCUCUCCUGUCAUUGAGUUCUGGGAGCGAAGAGUGCUGAGAAUCUCCUCAGGUAUUGAUCACAUCGGCUCUUUGAAUUGGGACCUGGUUAUCUGUCUGGUUGUUGCUUGGGUCAUCUGCUACUUCUGCAUCUGGAAGGGAGUCAAAUCAACUGGCAAGGUGGUUUACUUCACAGCCACCUUCCCUUAUGCUAUGCUGCUGAUCCUGCUGAUCAGAGGGGUCACCCUGCCAGGAGCCUCCAGGGGAAUCCACUUCUACCUCUACCCCGACCUGGGACGGCUGUCUGACCCACAGGUUUGGAUGGACGCUGGGACUCAGAUCUUUUUCUCCUAUGCCAUCUGCCUGGGUUGCCUCACCGCUCUCGGAAGCUACAACAAAUACAACAACAACUGCUACAAGGAUUGCCUGUCCCUCUGUUUUCUGAACAGUGGCACCAGCUUUAUUGCAGGUUUUGCCAUCUUCUCCAUCCUGGGCUUUAUGUCCUACGAGCAGAACGUGCCCAUCUCAGAAGUGGCUGAAUCUGGUCCAGGUUUGGCCUUCAUAGCCUACCCCCGCGCUGUGUCCAUGAUGCCUUUCUCCCCUCUGUGGGCCUGCUGCUUCUUCAUUAUGAUUGUCUUUCUGGGACUGGACAGCCAAUUCGUGUGCGUGGAGAGCCUGGUGACAGCCAUGGUGGACAUGUAUCCCUCCACCUUCCGGCGUAAAAACCGCAGGGAGCUCUUCAUCCUGGCAGUGGCUGUGGUGUCCUUCCUCAUGGGGCUCAUCAUGCUGACAGAGGGAGGCAUGUACGUCUUCCAGCUCUUUGACUACUAUGCAGCCAGUGGGAUGUGCCUGCUCUUCGUUGCUAUUUUUGAGACUGUUUGCAUUGCUUGGAUUUAUGGUGCCGACCGUUUCUAUGACAACAUAGAGGACAUGAUUGGCUAUCGCCCCAGCCCUGUCAUCAAAUACUGCUGGCUUUUCUUCACCCCUGCCACAUGCUUUGGAACCUUUGCUUUCGCCUUGAUCAAGUACUCACCUCUGAAGUACAACAAUGAAUACGUAUACCCAUGGUGGGGCAAUGGCAUAGGCUGGAUCCUGGCCCUGUCCUCCAUGCUGUGUAUCCCUGUGUGGGCAGCGGUGAAGCUGUACUACACCCCUGGGACACUAAGAGAGCGCCUUGUUCUCUUGACCACUCCGUCCACGGAGUUACCGAAGACGAAGCAGGAACAGGAGAGGCUGCUGGCCAUCUUCGCAGCAGACGGCGACAGCCUCCAGCAGAAAUCGCCUCCCACGAAGGACGGCUACUUCCCCAUCGACGAAAAGGAGUCUCACUGCUAG
Molecule: messenger RNA, 1869 nt
Organism: Chelmon rostratus (copperband butterflyfish)
Lineage: Eukaryota; Metazoa; Chordata; Actinopteri; Chaetodontiformes; Chaetodontidae
Gene: slc6a13
Product: solute carrier family 6 member 13
Exons: 14
Coding region: 1-1869 (622 amino acids)
Biological process (GO): sodium ion transmembrane transport
Cellular component (GO): membrane
Source: RefSeq, a predicted model, not a curated record